Messenger RNA from Caenorhabditis sp. 36 PRJEB53466, 1456 nucleotides. The record is from the annotation of a GenBank genome assembly. Lineage: Eukaryota; Metazoa; Nematoda; Chromadorea; Rhabditida; Rhabditidae.
AUGGGAGCCAAUGGAUCAUCGCAGUUGGAGAAGGAGAUCAGCACGACUGAUUCGGUCACCACUAGCAACGAGCACUAUUACGGGCUGGUCAACGUAGGCUAAACGACGGUGAUCCAUGUGCGAAUACUAGACAUUUUCAGUUCGGAAACACGUGCUACUGCAAUUCGGUCAUCCAGGCACUCUUCUUCUGUCGGCCGUUUCGCGAGAAAAUUCUGAAUUACAAACAAACGCUGAAGAAGUCGGGUAAGUCCAGUUUCUGACCCGAAAAUGUUAUGAAAUACGUGAAUCACCAUAUCAAAAUGAUUUGUAUUCAUAUUUUCUGUGCAGGCUCCACAAAAGAGAAUCUGGUGACGUGUCUAGCGGAUCUCUUUCACAACAUUGCCAAUCAAAAACGACGAGUCGGCACAAUUGCUCCGAAGAGGUUCAUAACGAAAUUAAAAAAGGAAAAUGGUUAGUUCCAGGCGGUCAGGACACUUUCAAUCGCCUGAUUCCUUGCAGAACUCUUCGACAAUUACAUGCAACAAGACGCUCACGAAUUCCUCAACUAUUUGCUUAACACGAUAUCAGAAACAUUGAUCGAAGAGAAGAACGCCGAAAAAGAGAAGGCAUCCCGUCAGAACACAAUCAAGAAAGGAAAUGUGACGGUGAACCUGCAUCCGGCGACUGCCGGACUCCGAGAAGAUCAUGGAAGUGAUCGGAGCGGAACCACGUGGAUACACGAGAUCUUCCAAGGAAUACUGACGAACGAAACGAGGUGUCUCAGCUGUGAAACCGUCUCCAGCAAGGACGAAGACUUUUUGGAUUUGUCGAUCGACGUCGAGCAGAACACUUCAAUAACGCACUGUCUCCGAGUGUUCAGCGAAACGGAAACGCUCUGCGGAGACCAGAAAUACUUUUGCGAGACGUGUUCUUCGAAGCAGGAGGCUCAAAAACGGAUGCGCAUCAAGAAACCGCCCCAGCUUCUCGCUCUUCAUCUGAAACGAUUCAAGUACGUCGACACUCUGAAUCGUCACACAAAAUUGUCGUAUCGGGUUGUUUUUCCGCUGGAACUGCGACUUUUCAAUGUGGUGAGCGCCUGUUUUUUCGUCUGAUUAUCGCUAAUUUCGAUUAUCUUCAGAGCGACGACGCAGAGCACGGCGACAGAUUGUACGACCUCGUGGCGACUGUUGUUCACUGUGGAGCCACUCCGAAUCGCGGUCACUACAUAACUCUAGUGAAGAGCAAUUCGUUCUGGCUGGUGUUCGACGACGACAUUGUCGAGAAAUUGGAAGUGUCGUCGAUGGAAGAGUUCUCCGGAAUGUCGAGCGACACAAGCGCGCAGAUGCCGACGGGGAACCAGUCGUCGCCGCAGAAGAACUCCGAGUCUGCGUACAUUCUGUUCUAUCAGGCACGGAACUACGCGGCCGACGAUCCCAACCACAACCACAAGAGCAAAAACAGCACGCAUUCGGCGUGA